GUUGAUGUUUGUUUUCUUUACAACUUCAACAAAAUGUAAACAAACACAAAACGGUUAAAAUGAUGGAAACAGAAACACAGCGGCUAAUUUUACAACCUCAAACAAAAUGAUAAAACAAAACACAAACACAAAAAGGAAACAAGGAAAGCAAAACAAAACACUUCGUCAGAGAUGUAACGUGUAUUUCAGAUCACGACGGGAUGAUAUUGCUUCUUUUUUUUCUGUUUGUUUGUUCCUUCAAGUUCUAUACCACUUGAUCUGGGUUCACUGGUGGCGAUUUAAUUAGCGUGGAUGGAAACCUCUGCUUCAACACAAAACAGAUCUUCUUCUUUCGAACUAAGCGCUCUAUGCCA
This is a messenger RNA of Williopsis jadinii, 353 nucleotides long. RefSeq lists its product as uncharacterized. The record is from RefSeq and is a predicted model, not a curated record. Lineage: Eukaryota; Fungi; Ascomycota; Saccharomycetes; Phaffomycetales; Wickerhamomycetaceae. The transcript has a single exon. Bases 107 to 286 code for a protein of 59 amino acids.